This is a messenger RNA of Ixodes scapularis (black-legged tick), 1725 nucleotides long. Its product is annotated as fatty-acid amide hydrolase 2-A. The record is from RefSeq and is a predicted model, not a curated record. The transcript is spliced from 7 exons. NCBI's taxonomy places the organism in Eukaryota, Metazoa, Arthropoda, Arachnida, Ixodida, Ixodidae. The coding region runs from base 1 to 1584 and encodes 527 amino acids.
AUGACCUUGCAGUCGGUAAAGAAAGAAUUGUGUGUGUUUUUGGAAGAACUGCUGGGCUUCGUUCUGACCCAAGGUUCGGUGCUGCUCUUCGGCUUCUGGUUUCGGUGGACACGUCGGGACGGGGUUCCCGCAACCGCGGACCCCACGCUACUGCAGCCUGCCACAGUGUUGGCCAGAAGGAUACGCGCUGGGGAUCUGAAAAGUGUGGACGUGAUUAAGGCAUAUGUGAAAAGGAUCCGUGAAGUGAACCCCACCCUGAACGCCGUUGUCGAUGCGAGGUUCGAAGACGCCCUUGCUGAAGCCGAGGACAUCGACAGGCGGAUAUCUCGGGGCUCCAUCAAUUGGACCGCACAACCGUUGCUGGGCGUGCCUUUCACUGUGAAAAACAACGUCGCAGUCAAAGGGUGCGUGUUCGACGCGGGCUCCCUGUACUGGAAAGGCCAGCGAGCGGACGAAGAUGCCGCCGUAGUGUCGCUGAUGCGGAGGGCGGGCGCCAUUCCGCUAGCCAUCAGCAACGUGCCCGAGCUGUGCCUGUCGUCCGACUGCAGCAACAUGGUGUACGGAACCACGCGCAACCCGUACGACACCAACCGGUCUCCGGGCGGAAGCUCGGGAGGUGAGGGCAGCCUGCUGGCCUCGGCAGCUUCCGUGAUAGGCAUUGGCACCGACAUGGCUGGCAGCAUUCGGAUUCCCGCUUACCGCUGCGGAAUUUUCGGACACAAGGCGACCCACUGCGUUGUGUCCAGCGCUGGAAUGUUUCCGGACCUCGGAGAGAACCAGCGGCGCCUCGGAAGCCCCGGCCCCAUGUGUCGCUACGCCCGGGACCUGGACGUGGCGCUGAGCGUGAUGGCCGGGGAGAACGCCCCCAGACUCCGCUUGGACAGCCCUGUCAACUUGAAGAAAUUAAAGGUCUCCUACAGCGUGGACAACGGGAACAAAUACUUCACAAGCAUCGAUAAGAGCCUCAGCCGAGCAGUUUUAGAUGUGGUGAGGUCCCUGGAAAUGGUCUGCGAGGCCAGGCCCCAAAGAGUGACCUUCCCCGAGACACGGCGCGGCUUCUCCAUGUGGAUGGCGUGCUUGGAGCCAGGCACAGUUUCUUUCGCAGCAAUGUUCAAGAGGUUCACGGAAACGCUGAACCCGUUCAGGGAGCUUCUACUCAAACUGGUGGGCAGGUCUAACCACACCAUGGCCUCCAUAUGGGCGACACUCGGAGGGUCUCUGAGCAAGGACACGUCAUCGGCCACUGCGGCGGCGGACCUGUCCAGGGCACGAGACUUCGCUCGGAAACUGGAGGACCUCUUGGGCGACGACGGCGUGCUCAUAUUUCCAUGCAGCGGUAUGAAGGUGCCGUACCAGAACCAGCUGUUUUCGGUGUACACCAACCACGGCUUCACGUGCAUCUUUAACGUGGCCAUGGUGCCCGUGACGGCGUGCCCGCUGUACCUGGACGACGAGGGGCUGCCCGUCGGAGUGCAGGUGGUGGCCGCUCGCUACCAGGACAGGAUCUGCCUCGCUGUGGCCAGAGAACUUGAGAGCAGGUUCAAAUUUGGCUGGAAGGCUCCAGGAACAACACCGCGCCUUUAAAGCACAGAAGACGCGGCGUUUGCUGCAGACAUGAUGGCCCGCAGAAGUAUCUGCGGGCACGUCUCGAGCAUGUCAAAAGCAGUGUUGGAAAGUACUUUAAAGGCCGACGACUUCGUCGGCCUUUAGCUCGACCUUUGACUU